This is a messenger RNA of Guyanagaster necrorhizus, 273 nucleotides long. RefSeq lists its product as uncharacterized. Bases 1 to 273 code for a protein of 90 amino acids. The transcript is spliced from 2 exons. NCBI's taxonomy places the organism in Eukaryota, Fungi, Basidiomycota, Agaricomycetes, Agaricales, Physalacriaceae. The record is from RefSeq and is a predicted model, not a curated record.
AUGUCAGGCGGCGUAGAAUGCAUGGGUUUGCCAGCUGCUACUACCCCAGAAUCCGGAUACUUCAUGAACAUAACGACGUGUGUCGUAUCACGAGCUUCGCAUGCUCAAGAUACGCUCGAUCUCGUGUGGGAUGAUUAUGUUCUAGAGCCAUAUAGUAUACUAGCUAAGAUGAUGGACGAUGCGUUGGAGCAGAAUGUCAGAAACAACGCCGACACAUCUGCUCGUCCCGUUGGGACAAAAUUCGCAGAUUACGGCGUUGUGGAUCCAGACUGA